This is a messenger RNA of Solanum dulcamara, 919 nucleotides long. RefSeq lists its product as uncharacterized. Lineage: Eukaryota; Viridiplantae; Streptophyta; Magnoliopsida; Solanales; Solanaceae. The record is from RefSeq and is a predicted model, not a curated record. The transcript is spliced from 2 exons. Bases 107 to 472 code for a protein of 121 amino acids.
CAAAAAGUCCAAUAAAAAUCAACGAAUUCUUGUUUCUCCUGGUUUUGAUUCGUCUUGGGAAGGUUACGACGAAGUUAGAUCCAAACAUCGUAACGAUCCAGCAGUGAUGAAUAAGCUACGUGAGAAAUUGAAGUCGAAAGCUACAGUUAAACAUGCACCCAAAGAAAUAGACAACAAGAUUGAAGGGGUUACAACAUGCCCUAAUCUCCCAAAGGAAAUGAAAUACGUCAUCAAGAAGAUCCCGUCCCACCCAUUGAGAUUCGGAACGGCAUAUGGGGUUAAUUUUCUUGAUGAUUUUGAAUCAUCAAUAGGUGAAGAAGGUAUAAAGUUAUUUAGGAUGGAAUUUCUAUUCCAAAUACUGGACUACAUGCCGAAUUCUUCCGUUCAAGAUAUGCCACACUAUUGUGGAAUUUUGGUUGUCGAAAGGCCAAGGAUGGUUAUGUUAGCGAUACCGAAGAUCCUAAAAAUCUAAGAGAGAUUUCAUAUCUUCUAGUCAAGGAGAACCGAUGGACGUCGAGUAGUUUUUUUUUGAAUUUUGUAUUAGAAGAAUGUACAAUUACCAGACUUUUAAGUUUUUCUCAUGUAUGAAACUCUAAUAUAAGAUGAAAGUUUAUAUAUCAUAUUAUCAAGCAUCAAACUUGACUGCUUCUUGAUUCUGAUACAUACUAUUAAUGUAUCAUAUUCUAAUGUAUAAAACUUGACUGCUUCUGAUACAUAUUGUUAAUGUAUCAUAUUCUAAUGUAUAAAACUUGACUGCUUCUGAUACAUACUGUUAAUGUAUCAUAUUCUAAUUUAUCAAACUUGAUUGUUUCUGAUACAUACUGUUAAUGUAUCAGAUUCUAAUUUAUCAAACUUGAAUUCUUCUGAUAUUGUAUAUGUAUCAGCAUCUCAUGUAUCAAGAUUUAGUGAUUCUGAUACA